Molecule: messenger RNA, 1833 nt
Organism: Ipomoea triloba (trilobed morning glory)
Lineage: Eukaryota; Viridiplantae; Streptophyta; Magnoliopsida; Solanales; Convolvulaceae
Product: heparan-alpha-glucosaminide N-acetyltransferase-like
Exons: 13
Coding region: 237-1517 (426 amino acids)
Source: RefSeq, a predicted model, not a curated record
CCUUCCUUCCUUCCUUCUUUCCUUCCGAUCCGCACUGGUUUGUCUCUUUCUUCUCUUGUCUUCUGAGUUCCGAAGCAACAAAAUAAAUUGCAAAAAAAUAGAGUAGCAUAUACGUCAGCUCCUCCAUGUGCAUAAUUGCAGCUAGUGAGUGGAGAGGAGCAGUAUAAAUAGCAGCAGCUCAGCUCAGCUCAGCUCCUCCUCCACGCUGCAAGACAAUACCAACAACCAAUCAUAUCAUGGCUGAAACUAAGCCAUUGUUAGUAGAGGAUGUUGAAUAUCAAACUGCCGGAUCAGGAGCUAGAAGUAGAAGAACCACCUUCUCUACAACUAAAUCAAAAAGUCCAAAUGAUCGAGUGGCAUCUCUCGAUGUCUUCCGCGGCCUCUGCGUUUUUCUUAUGACAUUUGUGGAUUACGCUGGCUCCAUUUUUCCAAUUAUUGCUCAUUCUCCUUGGAAUGGUCUGCGUUUGGCUGACUUCGUCAUGCCUUUCUUCCUUUUUGUUGCUGGAGUUUCACUAGCAAUUGUUUAUAAGGAUCCUUCGCACAAGGAAAGGUCUACCUGGAAGGUUGUGGCAAGGACAUUAAAACUUUUUCUCCUUGGUAUCCUUCUUCAAGGUGGUUUCUUGCAUGGGAUAACUUCUUUGACAUAUGGUGUGGACCUUGAAAGAAUACGUUGGCUGGGAAUCUUGCAGAGGAUAUCUGUUGGACACAUUGUAGCUGCUUUGCUGGAGAUAUGGGAUCCAUAUGAAAAGAGAAAAAAAGAUAGUUUCUUCAUGAACUAUAUUUGGCAUUGGUUCACUGCAUUUGUACUAUCUGCUAUAUAUAUGGGCUUAUCGUAUGGGUUGUAUGUACCCGAUUGGCAAUUCAGUUUACCGCAGUCAGCUUCCUUUGGUUCAUCCAGCGAAAGCUAUAUUUACAAGGUUAACUGUUCUGUAAGAGGUGAUAUGGGACCAGCCUGUAAUCCUGCUGGAAUGAUAGAUCGUACUAUUCUUGGAAUUGGCCAUCUCUAUGCAAAGCCUGUAUAUAGAAAUCUGAAGGAAUGCAAAAUAUCAUAUCCACCUUCCUGGUGUCAUGCUCCCUUUGAACCUGAAGGUAUUUUAAGCUCACUAACAUCUGCUGUCACCUGCAUUAUUGGACUCCAUUAUGGUCACAUUCUUGUACAGUUGAAGGACCAUAAAGAAAGGCUGUCCAAUUGGUCGAUUGUUUCAUUUCCAUUUUUGGUUCUUGGGUUGUUCUUAGCCUUGCUGGGUAUCCCUCUAAACAAAUCUUUGUAUACAAUAAGCUACAUGCUGGUAACGACGGCAACUGCUGGAAUCACAUUUUCCAUUUUGUAUAUUUUGAUUGAUGUAUAUGGGUUGAGAAAGUUAUUCUUCUUGUUGGAGUGGAUCGGAAAGCAUUCUCUUUGUAUUUUUGUUCUCAUAACAUCAAAUAUUGCUGUGAUUGCAAUCCAAGGUUUCUAUUUGAGAAGUCCAGAAAACAACAUUGUCAACUGGAUUGUUACAAGUGUGGUGCAGAAAUGAGACGCCUGCAACAAAAUGCGCUUUAUAUAUGUAGUAUUUGCAGAGAAGGGUUUACUUAAUUACAGUCAUGCGGGCAGCUGCAUCAUCCAUGGAUUGGAAGCAGGAGGAGUUUCCAUACCAAGGGGCAAUGUGUACUUACUGGUUAAUUGAGUUGGUGACCAAGUUAUGUAUGUAAUUCUGAGGCUGCCGUUCUUAAAUUAGUGUAAUGGUUUACUUGUGUUUCGCAACUUGUUAUGUGUGAAUAAAAGUACAAAAUUGUGGCAGUGUGGUGUGGAUCUCUAUUAUGAUUAUAAUUGUAGAAAAAGUGUUUGGUAAA